AUGGAGUCAGCGAAUGAGGAUACUGGCCUCGUGCCUUCGGGGCAUGCAAUCCCACCCUCCUCGGCAUCGCCGGCCAUCUCCAGCAUAGACAAAUCCACCCCCAACACAAAUACAGCCUCCACCAAUAGUGAAGAGACUACCUCUGUUUACGCUGGGAAUAUACUGAACAAUGAGCGUCCAGUUUCUGGCAUUGUUCCUCCGUAUUGGACUCAUCAUAGAGCUGCCUCUAGAGUCUCGCAAAUAUCUCUUGACGCUGGUCCCGCAAUAACCCUGGAAGAUCACACGGAAGAUCCAGAAUGUGAAACCAGCCGUGGUCUGUGGGCUAAGAGCGUCUCCGUGGAUGAUUACGUCGUUGUUCAAGGGAAGACCGGGAUCGGAUCGUAUGUAGUCUGGAAUUGCAAAGUACAAACACUUGAUGGUGGUCCUAUAACAGUUCGCUUGAGGUAUUCUGAGUUCGAUGACUUGCGACAACGCCUCAUAAUAUCAUUUCCGCACGCCAAAAAUGCCCUACCUCCUUUGCCACCUAAGAGUGUAAUCUUCAAAUUUCGUCCGAAAUUUCUCGAAUCGCGCCGCGUCGGGUUGGAAUAUUUUUUGAAUUGCGUCCUAUUAAACCCCGAAUUCUCUAGCUCUCCGAUAGUGAAGGAGUUUCUUUUUGGCAGGGCUUGCUAG
This is a messenger RNA of Aspergillus saccharolyticus JOP 1030-1, 669 nucleotides long. RefSeq lists its product as uncharacterized. The transcript has 5 exons. Gene Ontology annotation, cellular component: endosome. Gene Ontology annotation, molecular function: phosphatidylinositol-3-phosphate binding. Lineage: Eukaryota; Fungi; Ascomycota; Eurotiomycetes; Eurotiales; Aspergillaceae. The record is from RefSeq and is a predicted model, not a curated record. Bases 1 to 669 code for a protein of 222 amino acids.